Topomyia yanbarensis is the source of this 1369-nucleotide messenger RNA. RefSeq lists its product as uncharacterized. Lineage: Eukaryota; Metazoa; Arthropoda; Insecta; Diptera; Culicidae. The transcript has a single exon. Bases 59 to 1318 code for a protein of 419 amino acids. The record is from RefSeq and is a predicted model, not a curated record.
ACAAUUUGUGGAUAGUUGUCCGCCUCAGUUGAUAAGUACUAACUUGUCGAAAUACACCAUGUUGAAGCCAACCGAUUUAGGCCUAUCUCGUGAGGAUGUGGAACUGAUUGUGACCCGAUACCUUGCUAGUGAGAAAGUUCAGCCAAUCAUCCGAAAUACUUGGAUUGAAAGUUUCGGAGGCAAUCCGGAUGGCUUUCUGGCCGAUCAUUUCGACCUGAAGAUUCAGAUCAACCUCAGCGGCCGCAGAACUGAAGAGCUGUCAUUCUUCCUGAAGGUCGUCCCCGCCGGAAAACCCAUUCUUGCACAGUAUCUGAUCGACAUCGAUACCUUCAAGAAGGAAGUCAGGAUCUGUGAAAAUGUUCUUCCAAAAAUUCAAGAGCAAAUUGCUGACAAACAAAUUGUUCCGAGAUAUCUACUCACCAAAGAGGACAGGAUGAUUGUCAUGGAAAAUGUCAAGCUAAAAGGUUUCGAUAUUCUGAAGGAUAAUAAAGGAAUGAUGAACGCUGAACAGCUGGAGAAGGCACUGGAAGCAUUAGCAUACUUGCAUGCCGGAUCCGUUGUGCUGGAAGAAAGGGAAGGUAGACGGCUAACGGAAAUGUUUCCUGGUGCGUUGAAGGAAAAUGCCUGGACCGGAAUAAAAGGUAGUAUCAGAACCAGAGAUGUUGAGAACGUUGUCGUUUUGUGGUGUGAAUUCAUGCGAAUCGUUGAGAGAGAUUCGGCAAAGUUGGAAAAGAUUUUAGCGGAGCUGCCUGGAACUAUCAGAAGUAUCUAUGAUUACGUUAAGCCAUCCAAGACUUGGAGAAACGUGUUCGGACACGGAGAUCUUUGGAGCAAUAAUGUAAUGUUUCGAAAUAGUUCGGAUGGAGUGCCGUUGGAAUGCAUUUUGGUAGAUUUUCAAUUGUCUCGAUACACUCCACCUGGUUACGAUAUUAGUUUGCUAUUAUCGCUAACCACUUCGGGAAAAUUUCGAUCUGAACGGAUGAGUUCUUUGUUAGAUAGUUACUACCGAACCUUCGAACAGAUUAUGGAGCAAAGUAAAAUAGAUCCAACCAGCAUCUAUACGAAAGAAUCGUUCCUCGAUAGUUGCAAAUAUUAUCGCUUGGCGGGUCAAAUCCAUGGCUGCAUCAUCGGUCCAGAAGUCCUUCUGCCAGAGAGUUAUCUUGAUGAGGUGUUCGUGUGUUCCGAAGAACAUGCCGGCUUUAUGCCUCAACCGAAGAUCAACAUCUGUUUGCAGGCAUUCAGAUCGGAUGUCGAGUUUCGCGAACGGAUGUUGGACAUUGUGCAGGAGCUACUGCCUGGGUACGCUGGGCCAAUUUGAGUGUGGAUUUCCUAAUAAUCUCAACUUUUCUGUAAUUGAAAAUAAAAUACA